AUGUACACGCCAAAACGGCAAUCUAUGGCCUCGGCGGUGCCUAUGUCGCCGCUGGGCCCAAUCAUCCCCCGACCGAGCUCAGCAGCAAGCCAGGCUCCGCAACACCGCACGAACAAUAUCAGUGACGCCUCCAGCGACACGGCUGACGCGAGGAAUGUCAGAGUUGUGGUCCGCAUUCGACCUUCCCUCGCGGACGACUCGGUUCCCCUUCGCCUUCGCAACGUCCUCAUCCACCCCACCUCCGCCUCGGAUCUACGUAUCGACGUCGACCCAUCUCAGCUGACCGGAAACGCGGGUCUCACCACAGGCGCGAAGCGACACCCAUCCUUCCAGUUCGACCAUGUGCUCGGGGAGGAGUCGAGCCAGGUCGACCUAUACGACGUCACGGGACGAGAUGUGGUGGAGGAGUACAUGAAAGGGCACAACGUGACCUUCCUUGCAUACGGUCAGACCAGUUCCGGCAAAUCCUACUCAAUGGGCACGACUGGCGAGGAUAUCGACUACUCGGGCACCGCCUUCACGCCCCGCACGGGUCUCAUCCCUCGUACCGUCCGAGCCAUCUUUGACCGCGCCGAGGAGAUUCGGCUCGCCUCUGGCCCUGGCUCCAGCUGGGAGUGCCGCCUCUCCUUCCUCGAACUCUACAAUGAGGAGAUCAUCGACCUCCUCUCUGGCGCCGGCGUUCAAAUCACCAUCCGCGAAGAACGGGACGGGCGGAUCAUCUGGUCCGGUAUCCGCGAAGUCAAAGUCAAGACCCUCGCGGAGGUCAUGCAGCUCUUGCAGGACGGAGCGGCACGUCGUCAGACGGGCGAGACGGGGAUGAACGCCACGUCGUCGCGAAGUCACGCCAUCUUCUCGUUGACGAUGGUGCAGAAGAAGAGGGCGGGGAUCAUUGUCUCGCCAAGUCAGCCGAUAUCGCCACCGGGGACGCCAAAGACGCUGAAGAGGCCGACGUCGUUCAUCGGGAUGCCGAGGUCGAUUACGCCCUCCGGAUCGAGGACGGGCCCGCCAGUCGCGUUUACGCAGAAGCAGUCGGGCAUUCCACGGCCGAAUUCCAUGCUCGGGCACCGGGAAGACGAGUUUGUGGUCGUCACGUCAAAGUUCAAUAUGGUGGAUUUGGCGGGGUCGGAGCGGCUCAAGCGGACGGCGGCGCAGGGUGACCGGAUGAAAGAGGGGAUAUCGAUCAACUCGGGACUAUCGGCGCUCGGAAACGUCAUCUCAGCCUUGUCGGAUCCAAGAAGCGCAAAAGGCCACAUCCCGUAUCGGGACUCAAAGUUGACCCGGAUGCUGCAAGACUCAAUCGGCGGUAACGCCCUCACGACAAUGAUUGCCUGCGUGUCUCCCAUCGAAUACAACGUCGCCGAGACCCUCAACACGAUCAAGUACGCCUCGCGCGCGCGAAAUAUCAAAAACACCUCAAAGGUCAAUGCGGUCGAAGCAGGCUGGGAUGAUGUGGAGCACUUGCAGACGACGGUGUUGAAGUUGCGCAAGCAGAUUGCAGCCUUGGAUACGGAGGGAUCGGCGGGCGGGGCGACGGGCAUGGCGGGGAGAACAUCACCUGGCGAUGCGCAGAGGCAGAGCGAGAAGCUCAUUCAGCGGCUGGCGGAGUUGCAGAGGGAGCAUACCGAGCUGUACGACCGGUAUCUCGCCAAGUGCAACGAGAACAUGCGGCUCACGAGCGAGCUCAAGAGUGCCACGCCGGGUGACGCGGACGUCUUGGCGAGGUUCAACGAGACGGUCGAGCCUGUCAUCUUGGAGUACGAGAAGGUAGUUUCGGCGCUCAAUAUCCAGCUGGAUGAUCUGAGGGCUCAGCUUUCGCUCCUCGAUACCCUUUACGAAGAGCAAGGUCGAGGGUUGGUGGAGGCGCAAGAGCGCCAGACGCAGAGCGAGAGCUAUGCAGCCGAGCUGCGAGCCAGGGUUGGCAAGCUUAGCGACCAAAAUUCGUCCGGCGAGUCUUACAUCAACGACCUCGAAGCCAAGCUCAAAGCGCACACCGACGCUUCCGACGGACACACAGACGCUGCCGUCGAGCUCAGAAAAGAGAUUACCCGCCUCAAGGCGCUCAAUGACUCGCUGAGCCAGCACUCGGCCGAGAUCGAAAGUCGGCUUUCGCAAUCGGAGGACAAGUCGGUCCAGCUCGUGCAGCAGAUCGAACGGCUCGAGGCUGAGGUCACUCGGCGCGAAACGUCGUACAGGGAGCUGGAAUCGCAUAUUGCUAUCCUGGAUACUACGCACGACAACAAGCUGCUCGUCACUGAGUUAGAGGAGCGGAGUCGGCACAUUGCUGAACUGGAGAGGGAGCGGCGUGAGGCGGAGGAACGAGAAGCGGGGCAGCGGGAGCGGCUAGAGAAGCUGUUGAAGGCAGAGCGGAUUACUCAGGAUGAGCUUCGUCAACAGCUUUCUCGGCACUCUAUCCCUACUCCUCCUCCAUCUCGCUUGGUCGACUCGGCCACAACAAGCACGUCACGCGACGUCUCUACUACCUCGCAGAUCACUCCGCCAGACACGCCGGAACGGAGAUUGGACACGGAGGACGAGGUGUCGAAGCUCAAGGAGCAGAUCGUGGCCAUGGCGAGAAAGGCGGGGGAGGCAGAGGAGCGGUAUACCGCCGCUCAGGCGAGGGUGGAGGAGCUCCAGACCCAGCUCGUCGAGGUCCAGGAGGCCAACGAUACUCUCCCAAUUACGCCUUCGAUAUCGCUCAACCACCUGGACGAUAUGAGCGAGAAUGGCACGACGCUCCUGACGCCCAAAGAUACCAGUCCGGGUCCUUCGCCCUCGCGCAUGAAGAGGGGGUCUAUGCCGAUCUUGUCGGCGACGGGAUUCGGGACGGCGAAAGGAGGGGGUUUUCGGGGAGGGAGGGGAUACGGAGAGAGUCGAAGCAAACAUCAGUCGCUCUCGCAGGAAUUGUCAUCUGCGCAGCAAUCGCUUACAUCGUCGCGAAGCUCAUGGGGCGGCUCGAAUAGUUCGCUAUUCGGCCAAUCAUCAUCUAGGCAGAGUAUGCCAUCGAUCAAGCCGUUGCGAACGCAGCAGCAAUCGAUGGAUAUGCGUACGCAGACAUCUAUAGAGACUGAACUGAAAUUUCUACACAAGGUGGUCGAGGAUAGGGAUGAAGACCUCCGUCAAAAAGAGGCUUAUAUCCGGAAACUCGAAACAUCGCUCUCUCUCCAAAAUCAAUCGCACAAUAUCCCCUCCCGCAAAACCAGUGCACCACCAUCUUUCCAACCGACUACUCCUCCCUCUUCUAUCCCUCUCCCAUCUUCUCCGGACAAUCCGGGAAUCUCCCUUCCGUCCGAAUCGGGCUCGUCGGGCGAGUCGGUCCAACAGCUGGAUACGCCCAUGUUAUCCGAGGAUACGCAUGGUCAGCUGGGCGUUCCUCCUCAAGCAGAAAGAUUCUUCACUCCCGCUGGGGAGAUAACGGACCCGCUUGAGUUUCAGCACGCGCCAUCUCAGCCUCAGUCGGAUCUACUACUCGAAAUGCAGACCAAGGAGGCGUCUCAACGGGCCAUCAUCGAUCAGCAAUUCAAGCAGAUUGCGGAUCUUCAGAAGAUCAAUCUCAAACUUCGAGAUGAGCUGCAUGGCGGACAAUAUCCCCAGCUCUACCGUAGCCUGGAUGAUCUCCGCCAAAUCAAUGCAGACCAUUCCGACAAGACACUCUCGCCCUCCACACCCAAACCCUCUUCCCCCUUCACCCAGCUCAGCCCAAGUCGCGAGCUCAACGCCCUCCGCGACUCCCACGCAGAGGAGCUCCAGACCAUUAUCAACGGCCACGCGCAGACGAUCGAGGCGCUUCAGCGGGACUGUGACGAGCGGAUCUCGGUCAUGGAGAAGCAAGUCGAGGCUAUGGCGGCGGAAUACGAGGAGCAACUUCGUCGUCUCCAAGCACACCACUCUACCGAACUCUCCUCCCGCCAACAAAUCCACGACGACGCGGUCGCCAAGAUCCGGAAGGACGGGGAGAGCAUGAGUGCAGAGCUCAACGCCUCGUUGGCGAGUCACGAUGAGGCUCGGCGGCAGCUCAAGAUGAAGGCGGACCAGGCGCUGUUUGAGCUCUCGCGCGUACGGGACGAGAGCCACAUGCAGCGCAAUGCCGAUGCCAAACAGAUCGCGGAUCUGCUCCAGGUAAAAGCGAACCUCGAGGAGGCUAUCAACGAGCUCGAGGUGUCCAAGGUGGACUGGAUGAAGCGGAAUAGCGAGCUCGAACAGCGUUAUUCCAGAAAGAUCGUCCCUCCCCCACAAGGACCGCCGCCCAAUAUGCCGCUCCCGCCGACCCCUUCCACGCACGUCCUCCUGGCGGGCACGUCGGCCGGUCAGCGCUCUCCACCCGUUUCCAAAGCGGAACGAGGCCGGAGCCAGAGCCACAGCGGGUCGAGCGAGGAGGCGCACGAGUCGCUCAGCCACGCCCAGGAUAUCGAAGCGGCGGUACCGCUCCUCCCGGCGCAUGUGGGGCAGAUGGUCCAGGCGGUCAUGGCGGAGAAGGCGAGGGUGGCGGCCGAAGCGGAGGUACUGCGCAAGCAGCUCGGGGAUCGGGCCGCUCUGGUACAAGAGACCGAACAGCAGCUCACCUCCGAAGUCGAAAAAUCCCAAACCCUCUCCCGAGAACUCGCCGAUGCCCGCAAGACCAGCUCCAAGCUCCGCGCGCACCUCGAAGACUCGCGCCAGGAGACCCGGCGGCAGCAAGACGAGUGCAAGGCGCACAUGGAGGAACUCACCGAGCGGCGCCAACAAGUCAAUCGGGUCGAAGAGCACAAGCGAAGCGAGAGGGACUCGCUCCAUACUGCCAAUGCGCAGGUCGCGGCGUUGAAGGCGCAGUUGGAGAAGGCGGUGGACGCCAAGGUCAACAAGAAGAUGGGGAGCAAGUUGAAGUGUUUCUAA
This is a messenger RNA of Dioszegia hungarica, 4869 nucleotides long. RefSeq lists its product as uncharacterized. Gene Ontology annotation, molecular function: microtubule motor activity; microtubule binding; ATP binding. The coding region runs from base 1 to 4869 and encodes 1622 amino acids. The record is from RefSeq and is a predicted model, not a curated record. NCBI's taxonomy places the organism in Eukaryota, Fungi, Basidiomycota, Tremellomycetes, Tremellales, Bulleribasidiaceae. Gene Ontology annotation, biological process: microtubule-based movement; mitotic spindle organization. The transcript has 15 exons.